AUGAUAAUUGACCAUUUGACAUGUGAUCCAAAAAUUCUGAAACCAAAAAAUUUGACAAUUGGUGGGAUAUUUCCGAUGUCUGGAAGCUGGGCCGGCGGUAUAGGAUGUCUCCCUGCAAUAGAAAUGGCUUUAGAAGAUGUGAACAAGCGCAUGGACAUUCUGGAGGAAUACCACCUACACAUGCAGUCUGAUGAUAGUGAGUGUCGGCCAGGACUGGGAACCAAGGUGUUGUACCAGCUAUUGUAUCAGAAACCCACCAAGAUGAUGGUGUUGUCUGGAUGUAGUAUCGUGUCCACUUUUGUGGCCCAGGCGGCCAAGAUGUGGAACCUUGUAGUGCUUGGUUAUGGUUCCAGUUCCCCUGCCUUGUCAAACAGAGAGAGAUUUCCUACAUUUUUUCGCACACAUCCGUCCGCAACCCUCCACAACCCCACGCGAGUCAAGCUGUUCAAAAAGUUUGGAUGGACACAAAUUGCCACCAUACAGGAAACACAGGAAGUCUUCACUUCGACAGUAGAAGACCUGGAAGAGAGAGUAAAACAAGCUAACAUAGCAGUGUCUGUGAGACAGAAUUUUCUCACUGAUCCAGCAAAUGCUGUCCGUAAUCUCAAGAGACAAGAUGCAAGAAUAAUUGUUGGGGUGUUCUAUGAGAAUAUGGCUAGAAAAGUGUUUUGUCAGGCCUACAAAGAGAAACUUUAUGGGAAGAAGUAUGUAUGGUUCAUCAUUGGCUGGUACCCCGACAACUGGUACAAGAAGUAUGACCCCAAGGUCAACUGUACAGCAGACCAGCUGAAGGAGGCUCUGGAGGGCCAUUUUGCCACCGAGGCUGUGGUCCUACACCAGGAGAACACAGCCACUCUGUCACACAUGACCUCUCGGGAGUUUACAGAACGGCUUGACAUGAUUCUGAAGGAACGUAACAUCACAGACAUGUCCCAGGUGGUCGGCUACCCGGAGGCACCUUUUGCUUAUGACGCAGUGUGGGCACUUGCACUUGCCCUCAACAGGACCAGCAUGAGGUUGAGUAAACACAACAAGAAAUUGGAGGAUUUUAACUACUACAGCGAAGACAUUCGUCGCGAGAUUUAUUCAGCCAUGAAUGACACAAGCUUUCUGGGUGUAUCUGGGAAUGUGGCCUUUUCCUCUGAGGGAGACAGAAUAGCUUGGACUCAGAUAGAACAGAUGUCUAAUGGGACAUACCAAAAGCUUGGUUUCUAUGACUACAACACAGACAACCUGACCUGGAUUAAGAAGGAGAAGUGGAUAGUUUCUACCAUCUACCAGGUGCUGUGUGUGAUAACAGCCCCCAUCACCCUUAUCAUCAGUAAUCAACAAGAUGCCAGUUUUGCCUUUGUAGCCCUCGCCAUUCUUUUAUGCAGCUUUCUGUCCAUGGGCCUCAUAUUUGUACCCAAGGUAGUAGAAAUAAGCCGAAAUCCAAAGAAAAAUCACCUAGAGGUGCGGGCUAUGUCCGAAUCCGUGGCCAGCAAGGAGGAAGAGGAGAGGCACCAGAUACUUCUUACAGAGAAUGAAGGCCUCAAAAAACAGAUCUCUGAGAUGGAAGAUAGAGUGAAAGAACUAAAGGAGAAACUAGAGUGUAAAACACAGCAGAGGCGUUUUAUCAAUGGGGAGGGACCUGAGAGGAACAAUGUCCCGCCCACAAAUAAAUCUGACCAAUCACAGAUGGACAUUGACAUAGAGAAGUCGCCUGACUUACAUGAUAACAUUGUGUUGGACCAUAAAAAUAUAUUCAGUGAUACUACUGUGCCAUUCCAACCUAAUUCAGACUCAAAUUCCAGUGUGCAGAAAAAUCUCCACUAUUCUUUAUCAGAUCAAGACAUUGAAUUUUUGUGAAACAUUCCGAAAUUAUUAAAUGUAUAUGUUAAUUUAUUGAAACU
Messenger RNA from Mizuhopecten yessoensis (Yesso scallop), 1892 nucleotides. Its product is annotated as gamma-aminobutyric acid type B receptor subunit 1-like. The transcript has 13 exons. Lineage: Eukaryota; Metazoa; Mollusca; Bivalvia; Pectinida; Pectinidae. Bases 1 to 1848 code for a protein of 615 amino acids. Gene Ontology annotation, biological process: G protein-coupled receptor signaling pathway; gamma-aminobutyric acid signaling pathway. The record is from RefSeq and is a predicted model, not a curated record. Gene Ontology annotation, cellular component: membrane; G protein-coupled receptor heterodimeric complex. Gene Ontology annotation, molecular function: G protein-coupled GABA receptor activity.